Messenger RNA from Haemonchus placei, 1956 nucleotides. The record is from the annotation of a GenBank genome assembly. NCBI's taxonomy places the organism in Eukaryota, Metazoa, Nematoda, Chromadorea, Rhabditida, Trichostrongylidae.
AUGUGGCAUGUUGUUUUCGGAGUAUUGAUCGGACCGGUUUCGCUGGGACGCGUCGCGGCUGUCAUUCGACGCGUGCCACUCUCCCGGACGACCUCAUCUCCACGUCUACGUUUGCUUCUGAUUCUAUUUCACUUCCAUCAACUCAUUGUUAGGGGCACAGCAAUGAUGAUGGAUGAGGAGGAACUUCUCAACGUCCCCGACGAUCAACAACACAUCUCCGACGAAGUAUUUGACGUCGAUGAACUACUUGGUCCUAGCGAUGGCAGCAAAGAUGAAGUGACUGACCUACUCGACACAGGCGGAACAGUGUCUGAUUGCGCUGGCGAAGGAACCAAUGUUACUGAGAGUUUGAGCGCUGAGACUCAGGAUGAAAGUUUUGAACGUGAAGAACUGGAUUACGAGGAAGAUGAUGACGAAGAGCACAAAGAAGAGCGGACCGGUCGUUUCACAUCUGAAAGGAAUCAGACGAACUCGUCGCCACCGACGACCACCAAUUCCAUAAACAAGGUGGAAAGUCGACGCCAGGGUACAGAAAAUCGAACGCAGCAUCAAGGACAGAAACAGUGGCAAAACAAUGGCGGACGCAACGGGAACAGUCGUGGUGCUCGCGGUAAUGGACAACGUUUUGGUAGAGGUGGACCACCGCAGCACGGUAGAAAUGUGCGUGGUUCUAACGGACCACCGAGUCUAUUGAUGGUAGGUUCAAACCCACAACCACUUUUGGCAUUGAACACCCAGAGUGUCUUUGGACCACCACCAGGCGGAAAGAUCUUGAUCAAUCCGAACUUCAGAGGACCUUUGGGUCCACCUGGGACAGGACCACUUGGUCCCCCGAGUGUGUUACCUCCAGUUGGGUCACGCCCAUCUAUCUUGCCAUCAAUUGUUCCUGGCCAAGCAGGUCCGAUCAUCCCACGUCUUCCCAAUGGCAUUCCCCUUACUGGCCUCCCAUCUAAUCAUGGAGCAGCGGGAUUCGGCCCUCCAGUCCAACAGCCGCUGCCGGCUGCACGCCCUCCUAUGCCACCACCGAUAAUGCCUGGCAUGUCAGCCAUUAUUACCCGACCAGCACCAGUUGUCCAAUGGGACCAAGCUGUAGAGGAGUUCCUAAGCGGUUCGACAUCUCAACGACAGCGAAGUCCUCGAAGGCGACACCGACGAAGUUCAUCGUAUAGCAGUUAUAGUAGCUACAGCAGUCGAUCUCGAAGCGCUGGGAGCUCUCGUUCACGAUCACCUCGUCGUCGGCGCGAUAACAGAGGUGGUGGUCGCGGUAGUAGCCGACCACCUCGUGUGCAGAGGGAUCGCAAUGGACGAGGUGGAAGCUAUGCUAGAGGGCGAGGAGGUCAAAACCGACGAGAAAAUGCUCCGAGGAGAGACGUCAAAGACCACAAACAGAUAUCAGUAGAGUGUGCCAAAGCUGUUGGAAUCGAUAACGACUAUCUUUCAAAGCUGGAAGAUCAACGGAGAAAGCGUGACGAGGUGCUCAGACGUAAAGAACAGCGUCGAUUUGGUGGUAACCAACAAGAGUCGUCAUCCAAUAGUCGACCAAAUGAUCGAGGAAAUAAUCGUCAGAGUCAGCAGAGAGAUCGACGGCCAAAUGAAAGUGGCUCGUCAAAUAAUGAUCAUCGACGAAGUGGUGGCAGUGGCUCAACAUCUCAAUCUACAUCAAGGCCAUCUACAGAAGCGGAAGCAGCGCUGAAAAAGAACAAAGCCUAUUUGUGCGUCAAUGUGAAGAAUAUAAAACAGCUCACAACGGCAAAAAUGCGUGUCGAAACACUAGCAAAGGAUUUGGGAGAGAUUAGGAAGUGCUGGAAGUCGAACGAGGACCAGGUUACGGUGAUAUUUGUAGAGCAUGCAAAGGCGAAGGAGUUCAUGUUGAAAUACAACAACAAAGUUCUAUCCGGACUCCGCAUACAAGUCAGUUUGGAGAAGGCUUAUCUUAAUUUGUCUGAAAUUCAAUAG